This is a messenger RNA of Sus scrofa (pig), 693 nucleotides long. It is a transcript of the gene TMSB15A, whose product is annotated as thymosin beta 15A. Gene Ontology annotation, cellular component: cytoplasm. NCBI's taxonomy places the organism in Eukaryota, Metazoa, Chordata, Mammalia, Artiodactyla, Suidae. Gene Ontology annotation, biological process: regulation of cell migration; actin filament organization. The record is from RefSeq and is a predicted model, not a curated record. Gene Ontology annotation, molecular function: actin monomer binding.
GGGUCUGGGGCGGGGCCUGCCUGCAGAUUAUAACAGCAGGGUUCCGCGCGGGAAGGCUAACCUCGUCCAGGGUGCAGAGCAAUCCCAACGCAUCGGUCGGCCUUUCUCCGGUCUCCAAGGCUUCGGUCUUUCUUUUAAUCAAGAUGGGUGAUAAGCCAGAUUUGUCUGAAGUGGAGAAAUUUGACAGAUCAAAACUGAAGAAAACUAAUACUGAAGAAAAAAAUACUCUCCCCUCCAAGGAAACUAUCCAACAGGAGAAAGAGUGUGUUCAAACAUCGUAAAAUGGGAGUUUCCUCCAAGAACAAAUUUCAACAUUGCCUGGAUGUCUUGGUUUUAAGCUUAUUUUUUGUAAACCUAUGUGCUUGUAGAGAUUUUAGGCAUGGUCUGAAGUCUUUCCAUCCAGAAUCCCUGGCUAAGAGGUCAAGUGGUAGCUAAUGUUCUCUUAGUUUUGUUUCUAAACUUUCCAUUGGUACAUAAAUUCCAGCUGGCUGAUGCUGUCAAUAAUCUCACCAUUAAUGACCUGUGUGUGUGUAGUCCUCACAUCCCUAAGAGAUAAGCCGCUUUUAACUUCCUGCACUUGAUGUCUCCAUUGUUCCAUAAGCUUCAUGAUGUGGCAUGCAUUUGCCGAUGCUCACAGCUUAUUUUCACUUCUAAUGUAGUGAUAAAAUAAUAAAUAUAAUCAUUAUGUCGAGA